AACAACUGAGACGAAAGUCGUAAAGUGGAGCACCAGGGAAACAACGCCGUAAAAAAGCAAAAAAAUAAAUAAAUAAAAUAAAGCGCGACACUUCCUGUUUUCCUUUUUUUUUUUUUAGAAAACGGUUUACGGUUGCUCCAAGUGUCAGACGGUGAGUGACUUGGAUAGGAAGCAAGCAAACAAGCAACGGACGAAAUUUAGUGCUGUCUGGGAGACAUUCUCCUCUCGAUUGAAAACAAGAGGACUCCCUUGCAGAUGAAUCGUUAAACAUGCCAGAUCGAGGCUUUCUAAACGUCAGGUGCGGGAUAUUCGCGUUUUACACAGGGGUAACCAAUUCACCUGAUGAUAGUGUCGUGUGGUAGAUGCGUCGUGACAUUGUCGUUACAAGUAUGUAUACACCAUUACUGAGACACAUACUGUAAAGCUUCUGUUAAUGUGUUUUUAGUUAUUCAUAUGUGCAUGAUGGAGAGAGGAUAUAAGUUGUAUCGACACUUGGAGCUGAUAAUGGUCGUGUAACUUAAUGUAAUCAGACGAGAAGAAGAAUGAGAUCGCUUUUCACGUUCGUCAGUUUGCAAUUCUUUUGUAUUUUGUUGUGAAAGUAAGAACCAAUGCGUGAAAAGACCAAUUGAAAACCGGUAGCUGGGAAUUUAUUUUCAACCAGGAAGAAGGACACAGCAACCAAACAAAGACCAGCGCAAUCAAAUAGAUCUCUCGGCUCUUAGGAAAUGGAUGCGAGUGUUUUUAAAAGGUGUCAAACCAAAUACAAACGAGACGUGACUGGCGCUGAUAUUUAAAAUAGUUAGUUACCGAGGGUGAGAACUUCAAAUGACACAAGAAAGGAAUGUGUGACUACUCUUUCAGAUGUGAAAAUGGAAGCCAAGCACAAGGCUUCUGAAUAAAAAGCAUGUUGUCAAAUUGAAAAAAACAAACAGAGAAGACAAAAUUACAUCUAUCUAUAAAAAAUAUAUUUUUCUAGCUUUAAGAAAAAUCAAUACAAUGUGGCUACAGCAGAGACUGAAGGGGUUGCCAGGACUCCUGUCCAGCAGUUGGGCCAGGAGGAUGCUGGUUGGGUUGCUGCUCUUCAUGAUUAUAUACUGGUACCUCAGUUCAGACGGGCUCCUGCGCUUCUUGACCAGCUCUGGGGAGCCUCGCGGGGCCACGGGAGUCUGCCUGCAGUCCCAAAUGCAAAGAUGGAAGCCCCUCGUGGACCGGGGGGAAGGGGUCAUGGUAGCGCCACAAGGCAGGGCGUCUGGACCUGCUGUUGUUGGGAAUGGACGUCUCCUAGUGGACGUUGAGAGCAACAAGCUUUGGGUCUCCUCCUCCCAGCCUGGCACUUCCCCGGUUCUCCUGACUGAGUACCCGCCCUUAGUGGCGCUGAAGCCAGCCGAGGUGCGAUCUGAAAGCCAAGCUGUAAUGCUUUGGUUCCGUAAAGGUUCUGUGCUCUCGGUCCGUUGUCUGCUCAUGGGGCCAACCCAAGGUGAUUGCGUGACCCUCCGGGAAGAGUUCAUCGCACACCGCAGCCGGCCCAGCCUGUACCUGCAGAGGAUUCACAUCUCCAACCCUACGGACCGUCCCGCCACCUUUGAAGUUGCCUCCCUGACUAUGUCCUUUGGGAGCAAGUUUUUGGCCAGCGUCGAGAAGAUCGAGGACCAGGAUAUCAUGUUGUCUACCGGGAGGGUCCUGACCGAGAAGAAGCAGAUCGUGCUGGUCGUGGUGGCGACCAAGAAAAUGGGCAGCAGGCUUCAGGUCGCCGCUAAGUCAGAGUUUGCGGAGAACGUGCUUUCGGUGGUCUACACCUCCGACCCCAUUGACUCCUCAAAGCUGGAAGAAACUUUGAUCAGACUGAGGGAUGGAGCCAGGAGAGAGAUGGGAGACUUGAUGAGAAUGAGCGUAGAGGACCUUUACCAGGAGCAUCAGCAGUCAUGGGCUGACCUCUUCAUUUCAGGUGUGGAGAUGAGAAAGAUCAUGGAUGCCCACACUCCCUCCAGCGACACUGUCAACACCACGCUGUACUACGUGCUUUCCACGUUCACAGCGCCUCUGCUGGACAAGAAGAUCAGCGCAGAGGAGCGCGAGAAGCUGGAGUCCAGCCUGAACUACGCUGACCACUGCUUCAGCGGCCACGCCACCAUGCACGCAGAGAACCUGUGGCCGUCCCAGGUGAGCGGUGUGGCGCACAUCCUGCAGCUGGUCAACCUCUGGAACCUCACCCUGCAGAAGAGGGGCUGCAAGGCCCUGGUGGCAGCCGGGGUUCACGGGGUCAUGCAGGGUAUGGUGCUGAGCUUCGGUGGGCUCCAGUUUACCGAGAACCACCUCCAGUUCCAGGCAGACCCAGAUGUGCUGCACAACAGCUACUCCCUGAGGGGCCUCCACUACAACAAAGACUCCAUCAACCUGGCCGUGCUGCUGGACACGGAGGGCAAGCCUUUCCUCCACCUGUCGGUCAAGCCCCAGGACAAGCAGGUGAAGCUGUACGCCUGCGAGGCCGGCUGCAUGAACGAGCCCGUGGAGCUCACCUCGGAGGUCAAAGGGCACGUCUUCCCGGUCAUGGUGACCCAGCCCAUCACCCCAUUGCUGUACAUCUCCACGGACUUGACCCACCUCCAGGAUCUGAGGCACACCCUUCACCUGAAAGCCAUUCUUGCUCACGAAGAGCACAUGGCGAAGCAGGACCCGGGACUGCCCUUUCUGUUCUGGUUCAGCGUGGCUUCUCUCAUAACCCUGUUCCACCUCUUCUUGUUCAAACUGAUCUACAAUGAGUACUGGGGGCCAGGUGCUAAAGCGCUGUUCAGGAGCAAGCAGGUAGUGAACCCCAGUGACGACUUAUGACAGCCUAGGAAUCAGCCUGCAGUUAAAGUAUAUGAAGAAUCUACAAAGCAACCUGCUGAGUUAUGUUGUCAUGCCGCAGUGCAGAGUGUAAUGUUUGAAGAUCCUACUCUAUCACAAAGGACGAUUUCUCUGUCUUUCAGAUGAUCUGUUUGGGACAUGUGAAGGUUAUAACACUGACAAGGAGACAUUGUCCUAAGUUGUUUUUUUUUGUUUUGUUUGUUUUAAUUUAACAGGAUGACCCGAGUGUUUGAACUAUUUGAAUUUCCAACAAUCCACACUGAAGCAGCGAGAGCCCAGCUUCGAAAAAAAAUACACAGAAGUUUUUCCAAGUUCUUGUUGCGAAUUGUUUAAAAAGGAUGUUGUUAAAUGAUUUGAUCUCCUUGGUUAGCUAGUAAUGUAAAAGUGUUUCAAUAUAAUGACCUCAGAGGGAACGCUUUCCAUGGUCUUGGUAUCACCUUGAUUCAGUGAUGUUAGUUUUAAAAUACAGUGAGAAGGAUUUCUCUGGCUUUCUGUUUGUACAUGCAAUGGCUGUGUGGUUUGAAAGUCUUCUGAAUGUGUGUAGGAGAUGUUAUUUGCAGUCAUUGUUUGUUUGUUUUUACUCAACCAGAAAAUGUGAAAUUAAAUUAACCAAACCAAAAAAAAAGAAAUAUUUAAAAGAUAAGUAACUUUAAAUGUAAUUUUAUUUAUUACUUGUUUUGGCUACAACCUUUUCAUACUACGGUCAGGUCGGGCCAGCAGAGUUGAAAGGGAGAUGCGUUAUGUGAUUUUAUUUUGAAUCAGGAAGUACUCAAAAGGGGCUGGCAACUAGGAUUCCACAGGCUCACAUAAUGAACAGGUGGAUAUGUAUACAAGAUUGGAUCAAAACGACUUUAAAACACAUUAAAAACACACACACACACACACAUUGAAAACGACUUGCCCUUUAACGUAAUAAAAAUUGAUCUGUUUGUCUAGGUUAACAAGAAGAUCAAGCCUGGGCAGUCCUGUGUUGCUUGUUAACUGCAGUAAAAUGUAAUCCCCAUAACACAUCCCCCCCCCCCCCAUACAAGUGAAUAAGCAGCCUUGAAUGUCCCUUUGGGGACUGGUUAAUCCAGAUUUGUGUGUGUUUUGCCUAUAACAGGUUAACAGAACAGGUGACUUACCACAGUGGCACUACUGUGUACAUUUAUCAUGUGAGGAAUAAGCAAUGUAGGGCUUUUCUAGAAAUAUUUAAGGAAUUGCAAAAAAAUCAAAAUAACCGCAUGCCUAUAGCAUCGACUGCAAAAUGAUUUUUUGUUCCUGGUAAUUGUGUAGAGAAUGUAAAGGGGGAGGAGGUGGUGUUCUGUGUGUGUUUUAAUCAUUUGUACAGAUAAAAAAAAAGUGUGCUUUACUACUGGAUAUUCCAAAAGAUUUAUUUUUCAAAAUAUUAUUUUGUAAUAGUUUUUUCUCUUGCAGUAGUUGUCAAGAGUUAAUAUCGGAUUUCUCUGAAACACAGUUAAAUGCAUGAGCAGUGCCUUUUCAUCCUUUUACAAAUCAAACAUUGCAGUUAGAGCGUUGGAGCUGGAUUGUAUUUACUGUGGCUGGCACUAUAGCAACUUAGUGAUCGGUACAAUAUUUACAGUGGGGAUCAUGCAGCGUCACUGGAGCUGUACUGAAAAACCCCUAUUGGUGGGAAAAAAAGAAAAUUAUAUUUAAUAACUUAAAAAAGAUCCACUACUGAAGUUUUCAAUAUGUUUGUUUUGUUUGUCGUCCAUAUUAUUUUAAAUUCAUAUACAUGAGUAAUUAGGACUGUAGGAACACAUAGGACUGAGAGAACACAUAGCCACCUUUUCAGGAACAGUGGCUUGAAACCUGGUUCCAGGAGACCAGCUUUGCUGUAUCAAACCCCAAGUCUCCUCUGGUGUGCCAUGCAGUGGCAUGAAACCUAGUCUCCUGAAACCAAGUUCCAAGCCAGGCUUUGUGUUCCCUCAGUUUAACUGUUCCACAAGUACUCAGGUAAGACGGUUGUGAGGUGGAGGGGACAUCGCAAUGUAAACCAAUGGGAAUGUAUAGUAAAACUGUCUCGUUAACUUUCAUUACAAAUUUCCGUCAUACUUAGUUUUAACCACAAGAGGGCAGGCUACAUAUGGGACAACUCCUCAAAUCCUCUUUCUUUAUCGCUUGUCUUUCUUUCUAUUAUUGUAAUUGUAUUUUACGUUUUGCUUUUGUUAUCAGGACAGUCUGAGACCAAGCCCAUUGACUUUAUUUACUGUGCACGACAUUUGCUAGCUUCAAUUCAUUGUAAAGAAGCUGAAUUACUAGAAACAAAUGCCAGACUUAUAAUGUUAAACUCUCAGAGAAUGGGGUUGGGGCUCCACCGAAUUGUAUGUGCCCUGUUAAGUUUGAUGUAUUGUAAUAAAUGAAGGAAUAUGUCAUUGAUAA
This is a messenger RNA of Acipenser ruthenus (sterlet), 5229 nucleotides long. RefSeq lists its product as uncharacterized. The record is from RefSeq and is a predicted model, not a curated record. The coding region runs from base 997 to 2829 and encodes 610 amino acids. NCBI's taxonomy places the organism in Eukaryota, Metazoa, Chordata, Actinopteri, Acipenseriformes, Acipenseridae. The transcript is spliced from 3 exons.